Molecule: messenger RNA, 1546 nt
Organism: Doryrhamphus excisus (bluestripe pipefish)
Lineage: Eukaryota; Metazoa; Chordata; Actinopteri; Syngnathiformes; Syngnathidae
Gene: supt7l
Product: SPT7 like, STAGA complex subunit gamma
Cellular component (GO): SAGA complex
Molecular function (GO): transcription coactivator activity; protein heterodimerization activity
Source: RefSeq, a predicted model, not a curated record
GUUUCACCGGAAAAAGCGAAAUGAUUACUUCCUGUUCAACAUUGCUUUCAAAUAAUGAAGCUCAUUUGUUCAGACUUCAACAGCCCCUUUUUUGUGUUAAACUGUGACGACUGAACAAACUUUGAUCAACAUCUCAUCAUCUCAUCAUGAUGCGCUACUGGGGUGAGAUUCCUGGACCUGCAGGAGCUCCUCCCAAUCGCAGCUCCUUUGAUUUGCUCCAGCGCGAGUUUCGAUCAGUGGAGAUGCAGGAUCCUCCUCUGCAUCAGCCAUCAGCCCAGCGACCACGCCCAACCACGAUGCUGGACAUCCCGUCUGAGCCUUGCAGUCUCACCAUUCACACGGUGCAGCUGUGCCAGCACGUCCGCCGCCUCCGUGCCCUUUUGGCGGCUGCUCAGGGUCAGAGCUCGACGUCCGGCGAAGUUGGCGGACGGCUAGAGGAUGUUGAUACACAUCUGCCCUUGCGGCCUCCCACACCACCUGCCAUGCCCGAUGACUUGCUGCCACUUGACAGCAAAGCUCCCUGGCAGCCCUUCCAGCUCCGCCACAGUGACCCUGAAAGUGACUUCUAUAAGGGAAAAGGCGAGCCAGUCACAGAGCUGAGUUGGCCCUCCUGCAGACAGCUCCUCUAUCAGUCAGUUGCCACCAUCUUGGCUCAUGCCGGCUUCGAGACAGCCCAUGAGAGCGUGCUAGAAACGCUGACUGACCUGGUUCAUGAGCACUAUCUGCGCCUAACCCGCCUCCUGCGUGUAGCGGUAGACAGGGAGGCCCGGCUGGGUUCCAGUCCCUUUCCUGAUGUGAUGGAGCAGGUGUUUCAUGAGGUGGGGAUUGGCAGUGUGCUGGCCCUGCAGCGCUUCUGGCAAGUACGCAUCAAGGAUUACCACAGCUACAUGUUACAGGUCAGUAAUGACCUGUCAGAAGAAUAUGAGAGGCUGGUGAAUCCAGAAAAGGCUUUGGAGGACUCCAAGCCCCCCAGGAUCAAGGAAGAGCCCAUGAGUGAUAUUUCCUUUCCAGUUAGCGAGGAACCCGAGGCUGACUUAGCCUCUGGGGAUCAGGCUUUGCCCAUGGGGGUCCUUGGGACUCACAGUGAGAGGCUGUCCUCAGGCAUGGAUGGUGACCAUUCGCCUCACACCUCAGGUGGCGGUGUGGCCAACAGCUCCCCAUUGUGGCCACAGGUAAAAAUGGAGCCACAGGAUGGUGAUGACAGCCAGAGUGCCGCACAUCACCACCAUCAUCCUCAUCACCACCACCACCACAGCGUUCUGGGUGGCGAUGUGUUUGAAGAGGGGGGGCCCAUGUCCACCAUGAGCGAGUCAGGAGGUGCAAUGGCGCCCUCUCCGGCAGGUUCGGCAUCAGAUGGCACGUACGCCUCUCAUUCGCCGGACUCCCUGAUGAGCACAUCACCCGUCUUUAACCAGAGACCCAAGAAGCGAGCAAAGAAGAUGUGAGGUUGCGUUGGAUGUUGAUGGAGACAGUGGAAAAUACAAACAGCAUUUGUGUUGUUGUGGAAUAUACAGUCGUUUUUCUUAUAAACUCACUUCAUUAAAUA